This is a messenger RNA of Lodderomyces oxycetoniae, 639 nucleotides long. RefSeq names its product phosphatidylinositol N-acetylglucosaminyltransferase. The transcript has a single exon. The record is from RefSeq and is a predicted model, not a curated record. Gene Ontology annotation, cellular component: glycosylphosphatidylinositol-N-acetylglucosaminyltransferase (GPI-GnT) complex. Lineage: Eukaryota; Fungi; Ascomycota; Pichiomycetes; Serinales; Debaryomycetaceae. Gene Ontology annotation, biological process: GPI anchor biosynthetic process. The coding region runs from base 1 to 639 and encodes 212 amino acids.
AUGUCUUCUUCCAAAAACUACAUACUUGAAAUUGAUCCUCCUAUAGCAGAGAGAGGGUCUGAUGCCAUUAAAGAAUUGGAUUUGCUAAAAUUCACUGUUAAGCUAAGUCGCCCUAGCGUGCUCUUGAGGUUGAGAGUGCCAUUAUUGUUCAUAGUUAUAGUGAGUUUGUGUGCAUACACGUGGCGGAACUGGGGAUAUUUUUUAGAUGAUGGCACUGUACAAGGGAUAAUUGGAGCACAUGUUGCCGCUCUAGCCAUAGUAUAUCUAAUUCAAGAACAAGAGGACUCAUUAAUAGUGAUGAGGGGAAUUGGUGCUCAACUUUCUGUACGCAGAACAUGGUUUUUCCAAAACUCGAAUACUUUUAUCCCCAUUGACAAGAUGAUUGAUUUUGUUAUACAUGAAGGAUUUCACAAUUAUGCGCAAGUUAUUUUUUAUUUAUGUAUUUUAACUAAGGACAACACGGUAAAGGAAAUGACAGGAGAAGAAGGAGAUAAUAAUAUAAAGGUUGUUUUUGAGGAGUUUUUACCGAGGAAGGAGAUAUUGCUACAAGUAUGGAAAUUGAGUAGACAGUUGUUGUUUGGUGAAACAAGGCGGUACUGGAGGAGAAAACCAAGUCAAGGAUUGAAACAAUUGCAUUAG